AUGGCUAGUACUGCAUUCGAAGCACCGUCCCUGUGCUUUCUCGGCAUUGCUUGCCUGGCUGAUGCUCCAAAGCAGUCGUUGACAUUCAAGCGUCAUCACCAGCCACCCGCAGCGCCUCCAAUGACGAUGCAUCGGCACCCACCGCCAAAGCGCGCGUCGCGCGUCGAGCAAAUUUCUACUCCCUCACCUCCCAAUCCGCCGCCAGGACCCUCAGGACGCAUCACAAACGCCCAAAUCCAAAAGAUGAGGUCCUCACGAAUAUCCAAAGACACAUCCAAACUACUUGGCUCCGUUGCCGCCACCCAAACGUCCUUUCCCCGCCGCACGACCCGAUCCCUCUCACGAUUUGCCCACACCACGUCCACGACCCUGGAUCAAAAUGGCCCCCAAACCACCGACAUAGAAGACAGCAUAAGCCCGCCUCGCAAGCGGCGGCGCCGGCGCACACCCGCAGACUCGCCCACGGAGGCCGCCGACGCCGAGCCCUCCUCCGACCCCUCGCCCUCGGCGCCAUCACCGCCCGCGAAGCGUCGGGGCCGAAAGCCAGCAAAGAACAAGACGGACCGCACGACCGGGCAGCAAGGCGCAUCGCCCCCAGUCCCGCCGCCGCCGGACUGGCAAGAAGUCUACAACACCGUCAAGAAGAUGCGCGGCCCGGGCGGCGCGGCCCACGGCGCGGCAGUAGACACGAUGGGGUGCGAGAGGCUCGCGGACCCCAACGCCUCCCCCCGCGACCAGCGCUUCCACACGCUCAUCGCGCUCAUGCUGUCCAGCCAGACAAAGGACACGGUCAACGCCGUGGCCAUGCACAGGCUCCGGACGGAGCUGCCGCCGCAUCGGCCCGGCGCCCCGGCCGGUCUGAACCUGGACAACGUGCUGGCCGUGGAUGCAGGUCUGCUCAACGAGUUGAUCUGGGCCGUUGGCUUCCACAACAACAAGACAAAGUACAUCAAGCGGGCGGCCGUCAUGCUGCGUGACCAGUGGAAGGGCGACAUCCCCGACACCAUCGAGGGCCUCACGUCGCUGCCGGGGGUCGGGCCCAAGAUGGCCUACCUCUGCCUCUCGGCGGCGUGGGGCCGCACCGAGGGCGUCGGCGUCGACGUGCACGUCCACCGGAUCACGAACCUCUGGGGCUGGAACAGGACGAGGAGCCCGGAGGAGACGAGGCGCGCGCUGCAGUCGUGGCUGCCGAGGGACAAGUGGCGGGAAAUCAACUGGCUGCUCGUCGGGCUCGGACAGACGGUCUGCCUGCCAGUGGGGAGGAGGUGCGGCGACUGCGACUUGGGCCUGGACGGGCUGUGCAAGGCCGCGGAGAGGAAGAAGGUGCUCCAGGGGAGGAGGGCGGCAGAGGAGGUCGAGGUGGAAGAGGCGAGCGGGGUGGCGGUGAGGAGGCGCGAGGUCGUUGCCGGCGUCGUAGUCACCAAGGAAGAGGCGGUCAAUGGGGAAUUGCGCGUUGGGAGGUAG
This is a messenger RNA of Metarhizium album ARSEF 1941, 1464 nucleotides long. RefSeq names its product DNA glycosylase. Bases 1 to 1464 code for a protein of 487 amino acids. NCBI's taxonomy places the organism in Eukaryota, Fungi, Ascomycota, Sordariomycetes, Hypocreales, Clavicipitaceae. The record is from RefSeq and is a predicted model, not a curated record. Gene Ontology annotation, molecular function: DNA binding; DNA-(apurinic or apyrimidinic site) endonuclease activity; oxidized pyrimidine nucleobase lesion DNA N-glycosylase activity. The transcript has 2 exons. Gene Ontology annotation, biological process: nucleotide-excision repair; base-excision repair; base-excision repair, AP site formation. Gene Ontology annotation, cellular component: nucleus.